Trypanosoma rangeli is the source of this 4959-nucleotide messenger RNA. RefSeq lists its product as uncharacterized. The record is from RefSeq and is a predicted model, not a curated record. The transcript has a single exon. The coding region runs from base 1 to 4959 and encodes 1652 amino acids. Lineage: Eukaryota; Euglenozoa; Kinetoplastea; Trypanosomatida; Trypanosomatidae.
AUGACGAGCCCGUUCUCUAUCUUCCAAAACGGUGAUCUUUGCCUGGAAGCCUCGGUAGACGGCGCACACGGAGCACUGCCGUCGUUGAUUUUUUUGGAAUCUCUUCUUUCCUCCGUCGUGCGAGUAAGUUCUCGGGCGGGCGGCAGAGCAAGGACUAAGGAGCAAGCGUCGGUGCACUGUCUCUCUCCAUGGAAUGAAGAGGAAAAAUUGCGCUCCCUAGCUGCUCUCCACCCAUGGAUAGAGGGGGUCUCGUCCUCCAAUUUGGGUACCGCAACGACUUUGUAUCCCCCUUCCGCCACUACGGUUGCCGGUGGUUGUGAGGAUGCGUGCAGCUUCCCUGGUCGCUUGGGCAGGGAGGAGUCCUUCUCGCUGGAUGAUGCCGCUGUGGAGAGUGUGGUGCGUGGGUCUUUCUGGAGGGCGUGUAGCGGCAACGGAGGCCGGGACACCAAUGAACUGGGUCGUGUAGCGGAGGAGAGCACGCUGGAUACACGACGACUGCAUAGCAGGGUGCAUGGACUGUGUCGAUUAUUGCAGCAGCGCCGUGAGGAACGUGCAUACACACCCAAAACGCCUGUCGCGAAGUCGACUGGAUUGAGAGAGAUUCAAAAGCGUAGAAACGCAAGCGAAGAGAGUGAGAGGUUGGAUACGAGGCGUAUGUUUGAUGUCAUGACGGGGUCGGCAGAGGGGCGUUCAGUCCAGGAUUUUGGUCAUGGCGGCACGGAGCCCUUUCUGGUGGGUCUUGUCUGCCGUGAACCGUCUGGCGGGUCAACGCGGCAUGCUCUCUCCGUGCGCCCGUUUGUCACAACGGGUCUAACGGCUCUUUCCGGCGAAGUUGGCGAUGGCUUAGUGAGGGGUGAUUUGGGAACCGAGGAACACACGGAAGAACCGGGCGAAAGCUCGUUUAGCGUGAUGUUAAUAGAGGUGGAAAUGGACAGGCUGGAUUCGGAGGAGUUGCAGAUAUCUGCCGUGUGGCAAACGCUCUUGUCAGUCGUUGAUUUUGUGUACGCUGCUGCAUCCGCCUCCAUCAUUGCCCGUGUCGCGUCCUCAAUGAAUGGUGUGUACUGUGCGGCUGUUGCAGCCCCAGGCUUUAGGCACUUUGGUGUUGGAUGUGGCGCUCGGCCAGUGAUGCCUCCCUCCUUUUUUUAUAGUCUUGUGGGAGGAGAGGCCCCAGCAAUGAGUAUGAACCUGUGCUCUGGAAAGGCGCAUUGCGUUAGUGACAUUCACGCUGUGUUGGCGCAGCUGAUGCUGACGCAGGAGUUGCGGGCGGUAACGUGUUGUCGGGAUCCGCUUCAGUGGUCCAUGCUGUUAACGCACACAUGGCUUCUCACUAAGGGGGCGCAGGGCGUGGCCGCAGUUUUUUCCUUGCAAAAAAGGAUGGGCAAUGCCAUCACUGCGGCUGUGGAUAUGUUUGUGGCCACCGCAGAAGGUGUGCUACUGGCCAUGUACGCCAUGGAGCCACUUCCACCCUUGUCACUUCGCGGGGAUGCCAUCGGCACAGUGACCGUUUUUCCGCGAGACUUAGCUCUGGAAGACGUGCUGCACAUGGCCCAUCAAGUGGCGUUGUUGGCCUUUGAUACGGAUGUUGUGCCUUGCGUGUUUGAUGGGCGGCUCACUCCACGACAUGCCGCACUUCAGGACGCGUACUGCGGUUGCCGCUACCACAUUGCCCGCGACGCGUUGAAUCGGGCGUGUAAGUUGGCGUCAGAAUCCCUAAAGGAACGCCUGUGUGCGUUCGCAGCCCAUGCCGCCACGCAGGCGCUGCAGCAGUCGCCUGUGAGGAUAGUCUCCAUGCUGGGUUCAGCUUGUAGCGAGGAUGGGUCAGGGGCUGUCUCCCUUGUUGAUGUCAUUACGGAAGCCACGCAGUGGAUCCACCACUUUCUCACGGCACCGCUCAUUUCCCACUAUGGGGUGCAGGACGGCACCGACACAAACCAUGCGGCUGUAGCGGCAGCAACAGGGGGUGGGUGCGGUCAUCGACACAGUCUCCCGUGUCGCAUGGUGGAGAGCCCCAUUAUUGCAGCCGCGGCGCCCAACGCAAAGGCUGUUGUGCUGUCGGAGUACUUGGAGCAGACAUUGCUUCCUGCCCUAUUGGGGGCUGCGCGAGAGCGUGAGUCUGUGGUUCAUGCGCAGGAACGCCGUGCAUCGGAGACGCGUGAAGCACUACUGGUUGCGGAAGAUAACUACCUGCAGCUUCAGCAGCGAUUGGAGCAGGCUAAGGCUCAACUGGAGCAUCAACGUGGGGUGCUGCAGGAGGCAAAGCGGCACAGCAGUGUCCUCCGUACGCAACUCCACGCGUGCUGCAUGUGUUUGCGGAAGUUGGUGCAAACAUGCGUUGGGUACGAGGAGACGCACGGCCAUUUCACACGUCAGACACGGUUCCAGCUAAAGCACGGGGUUGUCAUGAGUGAUGCCGCUCCUGUGUCUGAUUUCCCACCAGAGGGUCCACGUCAACGCGAGGCAAUGAUGGAUAUGGAUGCCCUCGUGACGACACCACCAAAGGAUGCUGCCAGUGUAAAUGCGGCCAUAAAAAGCCGGGAACUGACGAUGCCCUUGAGUGCUGAGGAUGACAGAGUUAAUAACGACGCUUCAGCAGCAGUAGCAGUGGCGGUACCCUUAUCUACCUCCUCCUCGUCGUGCGAGCAAGUGGAACUCCUAAAAAGAUUGCUUCGCGACGCACACCAGCAGCUGAGGGCUAGCCACAACGUGUUGCUCUAUCUCUACGAAGAGGCCCACGAGACCCUUCAUCAAAUGAGCGCCGAUGGUGGUGAUGUCGGCCUUGACGAUUCCCGUCAGUUCCUCCUCUCUGCCUCGCCGCGGACUGCGCGCAAUACGACGCCUGUGCGACGCUUAGGCCGGUCUGUGAGUGACGUAGCGAGUGAAGCAGUCUCUGCGGAGAUCUUCGAGCGUACGCCAAGGAGGUUUGCAGCCGGAAUGCCUGAGACCUCGCACCAGGAGCUGUAUCUGGGGGAAAGCAGCCAACUGGCGGUGGUGAACACCUCAGCAAAGUCAUCACCGUCGCCUGGCCUCAGUGGAAUUCACUAUGCGCUGCCAAACACGGAUGUUGGCCCUACGGAUCAGAUGCCUUUGCCUCAGAAGCCGCAGCGGGACGGUGGUGAGGAAAAAGCUUGGCAUCAUUACACGCCGGUUUCCGGAUGGUCGACGGCAGUAGUAUCCCUGCUCCCCACACCGGACCGCGGUGUGACCUCCGCCGUGGAGGCCAUCGCCGACCUGCAGCGUCAGCGGCAGGAGGCCGCAGAAGCCCUCACUCGACUAGAGAAGCAGUAUGAGGCGGUGAAUAGGCAAUUGGAGGAACGGGACGCCGCACUCAUGGAGGCGCAGAGCAAACACAAGGCGGAGGAGGAGCGGUGGGGUGCCGAACGAGAGGCACUCCUGAGUCGACUCCGCGCAGCUGCGGGGGAGACGUAUAUGGCAGAGAAGGCGUGCAAGGCGCAUCAGCAGGAAGUGCAGCAUUGGGCACACUCAUGGGCGGAAAUGAUGGACGUAGCUGAGGCUGAAGCGAACAAUGCGCUCCUCGCGAACGCCGGUGUGCACACGCUCGCAGUGUUGGAUGAUGUCGAUGUCGAUGAUAGUGACAAAACGGGGGAGGAUGGAAAACAUAUUAGUGGGGAGCGUGACACGACGCCAAUCCGCGUGACGACCCCAGAGGAGGCUCUCGCCUGUGGAAAACGGCGGCUCCGCGGUCUCAUGGUACGGGUAGAAUCCACUGCACGCGAGCGUGCUAGCAACGUGGCGGAGCGACACACCGCAGUCUUGCAGAGGGAACUUGAACGCGCGCGAGAGCAGGCUCGCAAGGAGGAGCUGCAAAAGCAGGCUGAUACCACCGCCACGCUUCGUGCGGCUGAGGGAUUGGCGCGCACGGCAGAGGAAGCGGCCCACCUGCGGGAAGCCCUUGCAGCUGCGACGGAACGAGAAGGCCUUCUACGGCUGGAUCGAGAUGAGCUUGCGGUGCAGAAAGAAGACGUGUGGCGUCGUCUUCAUUGCAUGGAGGAGGCUUACGUGGCAUUACUCAAUAUGUGGGAGGAAGCCGUGGUGCCUCGAUGCGCAGUCCUGCUAUGGCAGUGGGGUGACAUGGUCACAGCCUUCCGUGAAAAAAACGAUGCCCUCAAAGAACAGCUGAGGCAGUCGAAGGCUGAAGCACAAUACCUAGGGGAGGUUCUCCACGUGCAAGCAGACGCUGCUCAACAAAGAGUGGAGGAGGUAGAACGGGUGACAAAGCAGCUGGAUGGACAUCGCAUCGCUCAGUCAACUGCAGAGAAGCGCGUUGCACAGCUGCUUCGACGCCUGGACCAACUGGCCAUGGCCUACGUGGUGUCCUGCAACACAUGGGAACAGGCAAUGGCGCGGCGGUGCGAGCUCCUCCUUGAGACGUGGGAGUAUAGCUUACGUUUCAAUAUUUCACGACCACGGUGCGAGUGGACGUCGGGUGAGGCGCCUUGGUUGCGGGAGGCGGAGCCGCAUGACCCAUGUGGGCUGUUUCAUGAGCUACAACAAAAGCGCCGCCGCAUUGCGGAGCUGGAGGAGGCUCUGCGUCAAAACAAAGUCAGGUGUGAAACACUGGAGGAGGCGGUGGCGCAGCUGAACGCACUUCUUAUGGCCCAGCGAGAGCUUGGCAUGGCGCCGCCGCCGUCCCCGCCGCUCGUCUCGCACGAGUAUGGGGUGUUACCGGCCGCAGACAUGGGAACCACCAACGCGGCUCCUUUAGUGAACGCCUUCUAUACCUUGCCCAAUCGUCUGAGUGACACUGGCGGGGGCGACAUGCACCCACUGUGGGGUGUCGCCGCAGGUUCGCAGUCCGGUGCAAAAAGGCCUUCCGCCGUGUCACUUGAGGAUCUGCUGCAGUUGAACUCGGCGGGGCAUGUGGAGGAUUCCAUGGGGCCGCGACCGCUGAAUUGGUACCUGCAGUCGCUGUCAGCCAUUGAAAGCACCUUGUUGCGUUGA